Molecule: messenger RNA, 1746 nt
Organism: Betta splendens (Siamese fighting fish)
Lineage: Eukaryota; Metazoa; Chordata; Actinopteri; Anabantiformes; Osphronemidae
Gene: rab32a
Product: RAB32a, member RAS oncogene family
Exons: 3
Coding region: 119-760 (213 amino acids)
Biological process (GO): vesicle-mediated transport
Cellular component (GO): Golgi apparatus; trans-Golgi network; vesicle
Molecular function (GO): GTP binding; GTPase activity
Source: RefSeq, a predicted model, not a curated record
GGGGGGGCGUCAGCUGUUCGAGCCAGCCCAGCGGAGCCCGGGUCCUCGCAGGAAGCCUGUGCGCGAGAAGGCAGAAGUUCCGUCGAGUCUUCCCACAAAGUCGUCGGCGUCCGUCAGCAUGGCCGCGGGCUCGGUGUCCGAGUGCAAGGAGUACUUGUUCAAAGUGCUGGUGAUCGGCGAGCUGGGCGUGGGGAAAACCAGCAUCAUCAAGCGCUACGUGCACCAGCUCUUCUCGCAGCACUACCGCGCGACGAUCGGGGUCGACUUCGCGCUGAAGGUGAUCAACUGGGACGGCAGGACGCUGGUGCGGCUCCAGCUGUGGGACAUCGCAGGUCAGGAGCGGUUCGGGAACAUGACGCGGGUGUACUACAAAGAGGCCGUGGGCGCGUUCGUGGUGUUCGACGUGACGAGGGGCGCCACGUUCGAGGCCGUGUCCAAGUGGAAGCACGACCUGGACAGCAAGGUGAAGCUGGCCAACGGGAACCCCAUCCCCUCGGUGCUGCUGGCCAAUAAGUGCGACCAGAAGAAGGAGAGCACCAACAACACGGCCCUCAUGGACAACUUCUGCAAAGAGACUGGCUUCCUGGGCUGGUUCGAGACUUCAGCUAAGGACAACAUCAAUGUGGACGAGGCAGCGCGUUUCCUGGUGGAGAACAUCUUGGCUAACGACAAAGGGCUGCCGUACGAGGAGAGCAACGGCGACCGGAUCAAACUGGACCAGGAGACUGUGGCUGCUGAGAUCAAGUCAGGCUGCUGCUAACGCUCAGUCCGUUCCCAUUAGCCGCCCGCCUCCAUUUAGCAGAACCCCUACACUUCCACCUUCUCCCGCGGAGGAAUGUAAAGUUUUGGCUUUUCGAUGCUCCAGGAACUUCUCCUUCCUGCACUGAUGCCCAGCUGACCUGCAAAUCCAAGUUUUCACUGUGGCGUUAGGCUGGAAUAGAAGGCCCAUGUUGAUGUUGCCCCAAACACUGCCACCAUUUCUUUAUUCACCGUCUUCAAACCAUGUCUCUAUUAUUGUUUGUGUCGCUGUAUACAGUAUGUCUGAUCAUUUAUUCUAGCAUUAUAAAGCCCAGCCAGACUCCACAGAUGAUGCAGAACACUGAGAAACCCCAGCUAGAAAACAACCUGCAGCCUCAUAAUGUCUCUAUUCCCACUUUCCCCCAACUGUUUGUUCAGUGUCUCUCUGGCUUUGUUCAGCUAACAUGAACUUUAUUCUCCCUUUUAAUAUUCAUUUUAGAGCACACUCAUGCUAGCGAGGCCCACUCUCACUUUGAACUGCUGUGUUUAAGGCAAACAAAUGGGCAUCACUGUUAAGCCAUAUCAAAGUGUUUCUGGGUGUUCAUGCAACGAACUGUUGUCAUUUCACCAUGUUUUUCAGGGUGGGUCACAUUUUUCUGGUUCACUCAAAGUCUUCGUAAGAAACAGAUGGACAAUAGAAUGUUUCGGGAAAAAACUCUAACGGCGGUACUACAGUAUGUGUGACACUGAAUCUUAUUGUUUUUUUCACCUGUAGAUCUGAUUUGUGAUAUGCAUUUUUAAAUGUGUUUGGUCAUGUAUUGAACUGCUUGUGAGAUAAAAAAAAAUGGAAUCGGACAGAAGACUACACACUCUUGUACUAAGAGGCGUGAAUGUGUUAAAGUGCUGUAACAGUGUUGAUAAAUAUGAAGGAUUUUAAAAAACAUAAGUAAAGAGAAAAUUUACAUGUGGAAAAAAUAACAAACUAACUAGAAUAAACAUUUUAAUUGA